Messenger RNA from Sander lucioperca (pikeperch), 3405 nucleotides. RefSeq lists its product as uncharacterized. Gene Ontology annotation, biological process: protein dephosphorylation; negative regulation of MAPK cascade. The coding region runs from base 594 to 1829 and encodes 411 amino acids. NCBI's taxonomy places the organism in Eukaryota, Metazoa, Chordata, Actinopteri, Perciformes, Percidae. Gene Ontology annotation, cellular component: cytoplasm. The record is from RefSeq and is a predicted model, not a curated record. Gene Ontology annotation, molecular function: MAP kinase tyrosine/serine/threonine phosphatase activity; protein tyrosine/threonine phosphatase activity. The transcript has 4 exons.
GCGGCAGGGGGUCGUGCUCGCGCUCACGGUGGUGAUGCUGCUGGGCUGGUGAAGCUGUUCGGUAGCCAGCCAGCUAGUCACCGGAGCUCCGUUUGAAAUUGUCACCGACGUUAGCCGGUGUUGUGUAGCCUGUAGCGGCUUCACGGAACACAAGUUGCGGUUGGUAGUUGGUGUUCACGCGCAAUGAGCCACAGUAACCGCAGAGGACAGCGAGGAACGUCAGUUAUGCUAACCACCGGCGGUUAGUUAGCGCUAGCUCGCUAACGUUUAUGAUGUUUACAGAUAAUGUUAUAACCACUUAAGUCGUCAUGUUAGCCAUAUCCUCCAGUGUGGAUGCUUUGGUUUGUUGCGGCCAUACUUCCCCCCUCGGGGCGGAAAUAACCGACGGUUAGCGCCUCCAACAGCAUGACUCACACACAGUGAGUGAGCUAAUGCUAACGUUAGCUUAGCUAGCUGGUUGCUUGGGGUAGCCGUGUCUCAGUGCUGAAGCGAUGUCCGUCCGAUGGAGCUGAAGUGUUGCUCGGCUUGCCAAAGAUGACGGGCCGCCUCAGCCGGGUUUUCGUGCCUCUUCUGUCAGCAGGAGGCGGAGGAACAUGGAAGCCGAGGAAGAAGAGUGGAACAAAGACCUGAGUGCACACAAACUGCUGGAUAAAAAGGUGCUCUGCAAGCAGAAUGGAAGGAUCGGUAUAGUGAGAACCCUUCACAGCCUGUUGAAAACCCAGAACACACUGCAAAUUCAGUCCAUCGCCCGCUCAGAAUGUGCUGGCUCCUGUCCAAAUUUGAUGAUGAGUAGGAGUGAGCACGCCGAUGCGAGGCCCGUCCCCGUGGCCCUCACCCCCCAACUGCCCCCCAGAGCUCACCGGCCCCUCUGCAUGUCGAUCUCCUCCGACAGCAGUGGACGCUUCAAAGCUCUGGAGACGCAGGAGUGGAAGAACAACCUCAAAGCUCAGAUGGAGCAGGCCCACAGUGCGGGAGCUGCCAGCAGCACAGGAUCUCUGGAGCGAGCGUCUCUGUUCUGCGCUUCGGCUUCCACCACGUCCAGCUCCAGCCUGUCCAGCCCGGUGGAGAUCCUCAACAAGAGCAGAUCCUCCAGUCGCUUCUCUCUCUUCUCUCCGCCCUGGAACAGCAGCUCCGAGUCCGAAUCCAACCCUCCGUCCCGCUCGGGCUCCAAGAAGCUGCGUAACUACAGCAGAAGAGCCGCCACGGGGCCGGCCGGCGCCAGGGGCCCCGACACGCCCGAGCCCAAACCCAGCGGCCCCGAACACUUCCAGUACUCUGAGCCCGUCAUCUCCAAAGUGACGGACUACAUCUACGUCGGCAACCUGAACGCGGCGUACAACGGACGCACUCUGUGCCGCAACAACAUUGACAGCAUCAUCGACAUGAGCAGCGUGCCGGGGGAACCGGGCCCCAGCCUCAACCUCAUACCGUGCACCUGCUCGCGGGGCACCCGCCACAGCUGGUCCCGCCUCAAGGUGGACAUCGGAGACGUGCCGGACGCGCUGGGCGACGGCCCGGCCCUGAAGCAGCGCUGCUUCGAAGACAUCAACGAGUGCAUCGACGCCUCGACCGAGAAGAGGAAGCGCGUCCUGGUCCACUGUCGAGACGGCUUCUCUCUGGCGCCGACGUGCAUCAUCCAGUACCUGAUGGUGAAGCAGAACAUGAGGCUGAUCGCCGCCUACGAGAUCCUGAGGGCCAAGUACCCGGUCAACAUCAGGGACUGCCACCAAAACGCGCUGGUGAGCCUGGAGAGAGCGCUGCGGCCCGGAGGCAACGUCGACCCCGAGUGCUUCAAACAGGCCAUCUCACGCAAAGUGGCGUGGACCUGACUCGGUUUCCCAACAUGCUCGGCUGCUGCUUAAGACUCUCUUUAUAGAGGGGCGAAGUCCCUCCCCUUCCAGUAGACCCCCAUGGGACCUUAAUCCCAGAAAAAUAUGUACAAUAGUUAACGGGGAGAGGCAAGUUAUUUGAUCCCGUUUGAAUUAAGCCAUGAACUGCACAUAUGUUUGUCAGUUUGAAAGAUAAUUUUGCAAGUGAAAGAGGUCUCAGUUUGUCCUAGUACCACUUAGUUCUAUGGGAAACUGCUCAGUGAACUAAAUCGUCUUGCACAAUAUACUGUACGUCCCCUUGCUUGCUAGCUCCCUAGCUUAGCUCUGUUCUACAAAACAUGUAACGUUAUCUUACCCGAUGGGUUUUAUCCAGCGAAGUGUUAGCUCAAUGGUGUUUUCAGCCCCCAACGUCGACUUCGAGGCACCUAAUCUUAACCCUAACCCCUAACCAUUGCCUUAUCCUAGUGCCUUCCAGGCAGCGCUGCCUGACAGUCGACGUUGGGGGCUUUAAACACCAAACACCGAAUUGUUCUCCGCUGGGGAAGCUAGAGAGCGAGCGAGACCUGUUGCUCGUCUGAGUUACGUGACAUCCCGGUUCGAAACACACCGGCAUCGUAGCUUCAGAGAGACGUCACUUGGACACUUUGGGCUGUAUUCCACAGUAGUCUUAUACUUCAACAGUUUAACGACAAACUCUGAGACUUUAUACACUUGCAGAAUUAUCUUUAAAAUUGUCGAACAUCAUGUGUGUAAAUUCACUCUCAUUUCAAACCGAUCAAAUCAUUAUUUGUCUCUUUACGUUCACUACCGUACAUAUUUUUUCCCGAAAUAAGGUCCUAUAGUGGUGCACCGGAAAGGGGAGGGACUUUGCCUCUCUAUUCCUCCCCCCCCUCCCCCCUCCCAUGGUAUUAGAUAUUUUCUAAAGACAACCAAGGGCAGCUCCACUUUCCCCCUGUAGACUGGUCAACUGGAUAUUAUCGUCCCCACUUGAGUUCAGUGGUUGCAAACGUUACGACUUUAGAUGUAUUUCCUUUUCAAACCUGUCAAUGUGACCUGGCUGUGUUGCCCGCCCUCUUUCCCUCCCUCCGCCUCUCAGAACAGGAAACGCAACUUCACUGUAACAUAAACGGCGUCUUGGUAUAACGGUGUAAUAGUGUUGGCUGUAUAAUAGUUGAUAUAUAGUCCUGCUUCAGUUCUGUGCCAUGCCGUUGUGGUAGUGUUUUAUAUCAGAGGGAGUUUCUUAACGGGAGAUCUCAGGAGAUUAAUGAUGUCAUUCCAGUACGGGGGGGGGGGGGGGGUUAGGUUACGCCGUUCACACCUGGCACUAUAAUGCAUCUCGGUUGGAAAAUAUGUCCAAAAAAAGGGCUGAAAGGGUCUAGGGCUGUCAAAAUGGGCUGAAACUGGCGUUCGAAAAUUCGGUCUUAAAAACCAGAGAGGUUUUAUGUUUGAAUUUGAAUAUCUACUUUUGCACAUUAUUUCCAUCAGGGGGCAACCCAAUACAACGUAACUCUCUCUCUCUCUCUCUCUCUCUCUCUCUCUCUCUCUCCCUCUCUCUCUCCCCCCCUCCCCCUCUCCC